AUGGCCUUGACAGAUGCCCUGCCGGCGUCCGUGUCAGAGCAGCUGACCGCCCGGAACGCUCUCAUCCUGGUCGGCGCGUGGCUGGCGUACCAGCUCCUCCGUGCCGCAUGGAAUGUCUCGCCCAUGCACCCGCUGAGCCGCAUCCCCGGCCCGAAGCUGGCGGCCGCGACGUACUUGCCCGAGUUCUGGUACGACACCGUCAAGUUUGGGCGCUACACGCAGCAGAUCCAAAAGAUGCACGAAAAGUAUGGCCCAAUAGUAAGAAUCAACCCUCAUGAGGUGCAUUGUGCCGACAGCAACUUCAUCGAUGAGGUCUACGCUGUCGGCGGCAGAAAGCGAGAUAAGCCGCGCCACCAAGUCAGCGGUUCCGCCAUGGAGCAUUCGGGUUUUGCGACUUAUGAUCACGACUUGCACCGCCUCCGCCGCGGCCCGCUGGCCAAAUUCUUUGCCCGUGGCCAAAUUUCGAAGCUGGAGCCCGAGAUCCACGCGCUGGUCCAGCGGCUGUGCGACAAGCUCCUGAAAGAAAGCGGACAGGGCAAGCCAAUCGACGUGACCAUGGCAUACUCGUGCUUUACCUCCGAUGCCAUCUCGGACUACUGCUUUGGUGAGAGCUUCGGGUUCCUGGCCCAGGAAAGCUGGGAGCCCAACUACCGCGCGGCCCUGUAUGCGUUCUUGCAGACUGUCUAUGUGUUCCGGUAUUUCCCGUUCCUGAAGCACGCAUCCAUGGCUGCCCCUUGGUUGACGCGUUUCAUGUCCGAAGACAUGGCCCUCCUGAUCAAGACUUUGCAGACGGACAUUCCGAACCAGGUGAAGAGUAGCAAAGCCGACCAAAAUGCCGGCAUCAUCCGCGAGCGGCCCACGGUCUUUGGCUCGCUUCUCGAGUCCGACAUGCCGGCCCAUGAAAAGUCGCUUGCCCGCCUCACUGACGAGGCAUCGGCCGUCCUCGGAGCCGGCACCGAGACCACCAGCUGGACCCUCUCCGUCAUCACGUACCACCUCCUGACACAGCCUAAGCUGCUGGAGAAGCUGACGGCCGAGCUGCGCUCCGUGGUUGACGACCCGUUGAAGCUGCCCACCUGGACCACGCUCGAGAAGCUGCCGUACCUCGGCGCCGUUAUCCAGGAGGGCCUGCGCCUCUCCUACGGAGUCUCGGCACGUACCUCACGUGUCCCCACCGAGGAGGACCUGCUCUACCGCGGUCAGUGGACACCGGUGGGCAGCAAGGCGCCCGUCGACGUCGAGUACGUGAUCCCUCGGGGCUACGCCAUCGGCAUGUCGUCCAGCAUCAGCCACCACGACGAGAGUGUCUGGCCGGACUCGCACUCCUUUAUCCCUGAACGGUGGUUGGACGAGCAGAUGCAGCGGAAGAAGGAGCUGGAGAGAUGCAUGCUGUCGUUCUCGAAGGGAAGCCGUGCGUGUCUCGGCAUGAACCUUGCGUUCUGCGAACUCUACCUCUCACUGACGGCAUUGACGCUGCGGGUCCUGCCGCAAAUGCGCCUAUUCGAGACCACGGAGAUCGAUGUCAAGUAUGAUCACGACAUGUUCGUGCCGCUGUCGCACGAUGACAGCAAAGGUGUCCGUGUUACUGUUGUAUAA
Molecule: messenger RNA, 1596 nt
Organism: Neoarthrinium moseri
Lineage: Eukaryota; Fungi; Ascomycota; Sordariomycetes; Amphisphaeriales; Apiosporaceae
Exons: 5
Coding region: 1-1596 (531 amino acids)
Molecular function (GO): iron ion binding; monooxygenase activity; oxidoreductase activity, acting on paired donors, with incorporation or reduction of molecular oxygen
Source: RefSeq, a predicted model, not a curated record